AUGGACCCCCGUACCAGUGCCCAGGACGUGAUGCGAUGUGACCUGUGCGAGACUGCUGUGGUACAGAUGCACUGUGAUACAUGCCUUGUCAACCUGUGUACAGCGUGUGUAGGAAAACACAUGAUAUCUGAUGAAUCCAAGGAUCACAGGGUCCUUAAAUUUCAGGCCAGGAAAUCUACCCCCCUCUACCCUGGAUGUAAAUUCCAUGAUAAAGAACAAUGUAAAAUGUACUGUAAUCAAUGUGACAUUCCUGUCUGCCAUAAGUGUAUCGGAUCUGAUCAACAUCUAGGUCAUAAGGUAUCAGAAAUCUUGAAAGUUGUGGAUGAAAGAAAGACUAAAUUCAUGAAAGAACAGACUGAAUUAAAUAAGACAAUUUAUCCCACCUACCAGGACAUUGCCUCUGAUGAUGAAUUCGAUUCAUUGGAAACUACAAUAGACACCAAUGAUUUGUCAAAACUGUUUAGUGUCACGUCCAAUGUACACACAUACAGAAAUCUUCCACACAAAAUCAAUCCAUCUUUACUUAAAUUUAUUCCAGGAAAAAUCCAAGGAGAAGAACUUAGUAAGCUGUUUGGAGCCAUAUCAUCAAGUUCUUUGACAUCAGAUAAACAUGACUACAGCAUGAAGACAACACAGAAAUCACCAGAAGCUGGAUCCUCUCCUCCAGUCAAACAGCUGCUUGAUGAAACAGAGACUGUCACCACCAUAGACACUCGGUAUAAAUAUGACCUUUACAAUGUGGCCUGUCUGAGUGAUGAAGAAAUCUGGACAAGUGGAGAAGACAAGACCAUGAAACUCUACAGCAUCAAUCAGGGAUCACUACUCAAGUCAAUCAGAACCAAGUACACUGGACAUACUCCUGCUCCAAAUAACCGACCAUUCGAUCCACUAGGAAUCACCACAGACAGUCAGGGUCACAUCCUUACAGCUGAUUAUAACAAUAACUGUGUCCACAUCAUAGACCAGGAUGGACAGUUCCUCCGUUACAUAGACUGUGUACUGAGUGGACCCUGGGGAAUGUGUAUAGAUACAAAUGACAAUCUGUUUGUUGCUCAAUAUGGAAAUAGACAAGUAUAUUACAGUCCUACAGACAUAAUCGUGUCGUUUGAGAUCCUGGACGUGGCACCAGUUGUCGGAGACGUACAGAGUGUAAUCAAAGAGACACCGCUAAGUGUUGCCGCCAACACGCUACAGACCAAAGUCCAAAACUCACAAUUCGCCAUCGCUCUAGACAAAACAGCCUUCCCAAAUAUACCUGCCAUGGUACCUAUCAAAGAGUCUUUCACAGAAACAACGUAUCUAAAUAACAAGGGACAAAAGGCUACAGCUAAAACAGGAUACAGUCCAGGUGCCAUGGCUGCUGUAGGCGUCACAUUACCAAUAGUGGGCAGAGCCUUAGGAGGGGUGUUUGCUUAUUUCUUCUUCAAAUAA
Molecule: messenger RNA, 1431 nt
Organism: Saccostrea cuccullata (small rock oyster)
Lineage: Eukaryota; Metazoa; Mollusca; Bivalvia; Ostreida; Ostreidae
Exons: 6
Coding region: 1-1431 (476 amino acids)
Biological process (GO): proteasome-mediated ubiquitin-dependent protein catabolic process; negative regulation of translation; protein polyubiquitination
Molecular function (GO): zinc ion binding; protein binding; ubiquitin protein ligase activity
Source: RefSeq, a predicted model, not a curated record